AUGGCCGAUACGUCUUUCAAUGAUACAGCACAACGACAUCCGAACCUGAAUCUCACGCCGGAGGAAAAGCGCGUCUUCUAUCAGCUCUUCCAGGCCGCAGACACCACGAACCUCGGCGUCAUCACCGGUGAAAUUGCAGUUCCGUUUUUCGAGAAGACGAAGCUUCCGUCAGGUACCCUUGGAGAGAUAUGGCAGCUUGCGGACAAAGAGAACAGGGGUCUUCUUACCCCGUCCGGCUUUGGCAUUGUGCUGCGAUUAAUUGGACAUGCACAAGCCGGACGCCAGCCGUCCGAUGAAUUGGCUUUGCAGCCUGGCCCUUUGCCUCGAUUCGAAGGCGUCUCGGUAGAUGUCAACGCUCCUAUACCAGAGUCAGGCACAAUUAGCCCUCCACCGGGCGCUGGUACUCCCAUUCGCGUGCCACCCCUGCAGCCCGAUGAUGCUCAGAAAUUCCUAUCUCUGUUCGAGAAAUCGGACGUCCAGAACGGAAUUCUUUCGGGCGAGACCGCUAAACAGAUCUUUGAGCGGGCUAGAUUGCCGAAUGAGGUGCUUGGUCGGAUUUGGUUUCUUUCAGAUACCAAGCAGCGCGGAGCUCUGGAUGCCACAGAGUUCAUCAUUGCUAUGCAUCUUCUGACCUCCUAUAAGUCGGGUGCUCUACGCGGCAUUCCCCAGACACUGCCACCUGGUCUAUAUGAAGCUGCAGCCCGCCGAGGCGGUGGUCGGGGAUCCUUUGGAUCGCGCGCCGAUGUCCCUCCUGUACCGGCAAUUCCUCGACAGUUCACUGGCCCCCAGCGUACUGCCAGCCCUAUGAGCCCCACUAGUCGGGCUCAGUUCGGCGGCCAUCUAUCAGCCCAGAGUACUGGCGAUUGGCUGGUCACGUCCCAGGAGAAGGCGCAUUUUGAUACCAUUUUCGAGACUGUCGACACAGCCAAGGUCGGUGUAAUUACAGGUGAUCAGGCUGUUGCCUUCUUUAUGAAGGCUCAAUUGCCCGAAGAGGUUCUCGCGCAAAUCUGGGAUCUUGCUGAUAUUGAUGCCGACGGCCAAUUGACUCGCGAGGAGUUCGCUGUUGCCAUGUACCUCGUGCGGAUCCAGCGCAGCGGAAAGGAAACUCUGCCGCAGGUGCUUCCUCCGGCGUUGAUCCCGCCGAACAUGCGUCGCCAGGCUACUGUCCCAGCUGUUGCGCCGGUCCCAGCCCCUCCGCCUCCUGCGCCUCCCGCGCCUGCUCCUGUGCCACGAUCUGCCGCGGACGAUCUUUUCGGUCUUGACUCGCCUCCGAUGGCACCGACCCAGCUGCCUCAGCCCACUGGCGGAUCCAACGCUGCAUUCCAAGCUCCUGGCUCGCCUGUUUCUAGACUUUCACCGCAGCCGACAUCUUCGAUUUUCAAGCCCUUCGUGCCUUCAUCGUCCUUUGGACAGAGCCUGCAGCCCCAACGGACCGGUGCAUCCAUGGACAAUGAUCCUGAAGAAUCGAGCAAGCUUACGAAUGAGAGCACUGAACUCGCAAACUUGUCUAACCAGAUUGGCUCUUUGGCUAAGGAGAUGGGCAAUGUGCAGGAGAAGCGCACGACCGCUGAGCAGGGUAUCUCGCAGACCUCGCAGCAGAAGCGUGAUUUCGAGGCCCGUCUUGCACAAGCCCGUACCAUGUAUGAGCAGGAGGUGGCCAACUUCAAGGCACUUGAAGAGCGCCUGAGAACUUCCAAGGCCGAGACUGCGAAGUUGCAGCAGGAGUAUGCGUUGAUUGAGGGUAGUCGCCAGGAUCUGCAGAACCAGUAUAACCAAGUUGCAACGGCACUGGCUGCUGAUCAGCAAGAGAACGUCAGCCUGAAGGAGAAGCUUCGCCAGGCGAAUGCUGAGGUUGCUCAGCUCAAGCCCGCACUCGAGAAGGCGCGCUCCGAAGCUCGUCAGCAGAAGGGUCUUGUUGCUAUCAACAAGAAGCAGCUUGCUGCAGUCGAGGGCGAGCGGGACAAGGUUCAGAGCGAGAUCGACAGCCUUGCCUAUGAGUCUCCUCAGUAUACUCAGGAAUCUGCGACUCCUGUCAGCGCUGCCGAGGUCACCAGCCCUGCUGCUUCUACGGCCAGCCACAACACAAACCCCUUCUUCCGGCAAAACACGGGCACCCCGAGUGAGCACGCACGCUCCCCCGAGCCUCCUACUGAUCAGCAAAAGGCGUUUGACAGCCUGUUCGGCCAGUCUUUCGUAGGUGGAACCCACGGCGCCCCGCCAACUUCGUUCCGUGCCGAAUCGCCCGUUACGUCCAAUGUCCCAACGCCAACCGUCUCGCCGCCCCCCGGAAACCUCCCUGGUGCUUUCCCUGGCCUGGCGUCUGAGAUUCCGCCGCCCAGCCAGUCCCGCCAGCUUACACCGAAUUUUCUUCCCUUCAAUGAAACCCAGUCCGUGACCUCCUCCACGAUGGUCUCACCCCCGGGUAGCAGAUUCGGUGGGCCUGAGACCUCUGAGUUUGAUGUUCCCUCCCAAGCCAAUACCAGUGAUGCCGGUGCGCUGUCCGUGAGCGCAUCAAGUGAGUAUAGCCAAGCUCCAGCGGGAAACUCUUUCGAAAGUACCCCAGUACGAUCUCCAUUUGAAGAGAUUCCAGAGCCCACUCCUGUUGUAGCCGAAAGAGCUGUCUCCCCCACUCACGAGAACCAGGAGACUGCCAAAGACCUUUCAUUUGACGAGCUUUUCGGUAGCAAAGCUCACAAGCGGUCGGAAUCCCAGAAGGAAAACGACUUCGAAGAAGCAUUUGCGACUUUGAAGCAGCCUGGACCUGAACACGCUGUUGCAGCACCCGCUUCGGAAUUCCCUCCCAUCCAGGAAGUCCAUGACAACGAAGAAGAGGAAAGCUCGGAUGACGAGGUCCCGCUUGGGUUUGAUGAUGAUUUCACCCAAGUCUCGCCUUCCACUACCAAGAAGGAUAAGCAGCCUGAGUCACUCGAUGCUGCCCAGCUUGCUGCCUUCCCGACCCCAGGAUCGUCUGUGCCCCAGCCACCGGCCCCCGAUGCUCAACCAAGCCCUCCCAAGUAUGAGGCUGUCACUUCUGGAGAGACUAGCCACGCGGCUCCAGAAUUCAGCGGCCUUCUCCCCGAGCGAUCAGAUCCAACUGUUGCUCCAGAUGCUCCCCACGCUGUGGAAUCAGGAACUGGAGCCCCAAUUAUUAAUAAUGUGCCCCAGUAUGAUGAUGCUUCCAUGGCUGCUACUGCUGCAGCAUCAAACACUGGAUCCAAGAGUGGCCCUGAUUUCGAGGCAGCCUUUGCUAGCUUCAACCUUGCGCCUGCGCCGGAGGUGGAGGAUGACGAUGAUGAUGAGGAAGAACCCGCGGGUCAAGCUCCCAAGAACGCUCCCGACUUUGACUUCUCCUUCGAUUCACCUUCUCAAAAGAACACCGCUUCCUCCAGCAUAGAUGCUAGUCAUGCAGGCUCAUCUGAAUACUUCUCUUUUGACAACCCCCAUGCGCCCACCGCUCAGACCACCGCUUCACCGAAGGGGGCUGACACCAAAGCCGGAGACCAUGACUGGGAUACCCUUUUCGCACCCCUUCAAGGCGCCAAGCCCGCUACCGGCGAAGAGCCCUCCAAUGGAUCCGACCCCAAGGCACCUGGAUGGGCUCUCGCCACCGACACGGGCGAAGACGACUUGAUCCUGCAACGACUCACUGGUAUGGGAUUCCCUCGCAACGAUUCGCUUGCAGCUCUGGAAAAAUUCGACUAUAACAUCGACAAGGCGGCCGACUACCUGACCAACAAGUCAUGA
Penicillium maclennaniae is the source of this 3744-nucleotide messenger RNA. RefSeq names its product EF hand domain protein. The record is from RefSeq and is a predicted model, not a curated record. Gene Ontology annotation, biological process: endocytosis; endosomal transport. The coding region runs from base 1 to 3744 and encodes 1247 amino acids. Gene Ontology annotation, cellular component: cytoplasm; plasma membrane. The transcript is spliced from 6 exons. NCBI's taxonomy places the organism in Eukaryota, Fungi, Ascomycota, Eurotiomycetes, Eurotiales, Aspergillaceae. Gene Ontology annotation, molecular function: calcium ion binding; protein binding.